Messenger RNA from Linum tenue, 3568 nucleotides. The record is from the annotation of a GenBank genome assembly. NCBI's taxonomy places the organism in Eukaryota, Viridiplantae, Streptophyta, Magnoliopsida, Malpighiales, Linaceae.
AUUAUAUUCCCGUUCGUAGCUCACAUGCUAUUAAGGAAAUUUGUAGAACAGAUGGAAAUUUUGAAUCAACUACAUUUGGAUUAACUUAUUAUUGAUUUCCCAGGUUUUGGAUCUCUCGCCUCUGACGCUGCUGACUGUUGGCAGAGUCCAGAGGGAGAUAGAGAGAGCUAUGGCGUUGAGAGCCUCCGGUAGAAAACUAUCCUUUGAGAUCCUAACGAAGACCAAUUCUCUGGAAGAAGAGCAAUUUCUUCUCCUCAACCAAUCAAGCCCCGAUACCGCGAGAUCGAGCCCGACGAACAACAUUCCGAAGAAGAAGCGAAGGAGGAACAAGCACAAGAAGUCGAGCCCCCAUGCCGAUUCCUACUCCACAAUCGCCGAAGAUCCAUCGGCGGCGGUAAGCAGCGUUGCGGGUUCAAAUUCCAAUUCCAAUUCCGUGAUCGAGUCGCCGAUAUCUGCAACGGGGGAGUUGCAAAAUGGAAGCGUGUUCAUGGAGGAUAGGUUUAGCAGCCGUUAUGGUGGAGGAGGCAGCGUGGUUUGUACUACACCGACAAUCACUGUCGUCGAGUGUGUGUGCGAUAACUCUACCAACAACGGCGGCAACAGCUAUGUCGAGUUGAGGCAGCGGAAUGUUGUAAGCGUUGGAGGAGAAGGAGGGGGAAGGAAUGAUGAGGAUUUGCCCUCUGUUUUGAGGGUGAUUGGAGAGGCUGCCGUGGAGCGCGAGUUGGAGGUUGUUUCUGAUGAUAAACUGCGGAAUGAGCCGCAGCCGAUGCCCAAUGGUUGUCGCUUGCCGAGGUUGGAGACUGCAGAGUCAUUGGAUUGGAAGCGACUCAUGGCCGAGGAUCCUACUUAUCUCUUUUCAGUGGAGAAGUCACCAUUGAAUUACUUCAUGGAUGAAAUAGACGAAGGCAACUCAUUACGGCGAACAACAACUCUUGGCAGUGAGAAAGAAAGGGAAAGGGUAUACGACACUCUAUUCCGCUUACCAUGGCGAUGUGAGCUGCUUAUUGAUGUUGGCUUCUUCGUGUGUUUGGAUUCCUUCCUGUCACUGUUGACUGUCAUGCCAACAAGGGUUCUGAUGACUCUAUGGAGGCUUCUGAAGAGAAGGCAGUUCCAGAAGCUCUCUGCUGCGGACUGGUCAGAUUUUGGCUGCUUUAUUGUGUUGGCCUCUGGAGUCCUUCUUUUAGACCGAACAGAUAUCAGCUUAAUAUAUCACAUGAUUCGUGGUCAAGGAACGAUCAAACUAUAUGUGGUUUACAAUGUUUUGGAGAUAUUUGAUAAAUUAUGCCAAAGUUUUGGAGGAGAUGUAUUUCAGACAUUGUUCAAUUCUGCUGAGGGGCUUGCUAGCUGCCCACCAGAAACCAAAAGAUUCUGGAUUUGGAGAUUUCUUGCAGAUCAAGCCUUGGCAAUGGCAUUUUCCAAUAUCCUUUUCCUUGACUAUUUUAUACUUCUCCAUUCUUUCCUUCUAUUAGCUCAGGCAAUUACUUUAUCCACCUGCAUUGUUGCUCACAAUAAUGCCUUAUUGGCUUUGCUGGUAUCAAAUAAUUUUUCGGAGAUAAAAAGCAAUGUCUUCAAGCGUUUCAGCAAAGAGAACAUUCACAAUAUUGUAUACGCUGAUUCAGUGGAGAGAUUCCAUAUUACAGCAUUUCUACUGUUUGUUCUGGCUCAAAACAUCCUAGAAGCUGAGGGUCCAUGGUUUGAAAGUUUUGUUUAUAAUGCACUCUUGGUUUUUGUAUGUGAAAUGUUAAUCGAUAUCAUAAAGCAUUCAUUCCUUGCAAAGUUCAAUGACAUAAAACCUAUUGCCUACUCCGAAUUCUUAGAAGAGCUGUGCAAUCAGACUCUAAAUAUUCAAUCUGGGGACAAAAAGAAAAUCCUCACUUUUAUACCGCUGGCACCAGCAUGCGUAGUCAUCCGGGUGCUCACUCCAGUAUAUGCAGCUCAUCUUCCUUACAGCCCACUCCCUUGGAGACUCUUCUGGGUAUUCCUGUUGACUUCUAUAACCUUUGUCAUGCUCACAAGCCUGAAGAUAAUGAUCGGUAUGGGACUGCAAAAGCAUGCAUCUUGGUAUGUAAACAGGUGCCGCAGAAGGAAACACCAUCUUCACUCCGAGUAAUCCUGGCAUGGAAUAAGUAGAGAAAACGAAAUGGGUGAGAUAUUAAAACUCCAUUCCUUCCAGCUCCACUGCUGUCAUGAGUUAUAACGGGAGUCACCUCAAGUUUUGCCAGAACAAUCUUUCUUCUCCAUUAUAGCCAGCUCGCUGACUCAUUGCUGUCUAUGGUCGGAAAGAAGUUAUCCUGUCACUCGAGCUUGCCUGUAUGGUAAAAUUUUGUUUCAAUCUCGUGCUUUCAUUUUCGACCCGAGAGAGCACGAAAUCUUACAAUGUAAUCAUAAUGAAGCCUCCUGCAUUCUCAAGAACCUCGAGGGCAGCUAGCUUCCUCUGUUUUUUGUGUUUAAUAGUUGGGACUUGGGAGUGUAUGAGCUACAUUGAUAGAAUGAACAUAUGCAUAGAAAUAGUUCAGCCCUAAAGUGUACAAAUUUAGUUUCCACCUUUACGUGUGUUUGGGGUUGGAUGGUGGUGCUAUAGCUUCUGCAACUCCUUUUAUUUUCUUGGGACCAAAACGAGCUCAGCUAACCUUUCUUUACGAUGACGAGCAGUACGCAACUAUACUUUCCGGCUCAUGGUCCUUCAAACAUUUUCUUCCCCACCGACGAUCUUGUCUCAGAGUCAAAGCAUAACCAACUAUUCUUUCGUAUUGGUAAGGUUUAACAAUUACAUUUACAGAAUACACAGAUGAAAAGGAGGGGAAAAAACAGGGGAAUCGUAUUCCCUUUUGAACAAGACCACAUAAUAAGCAAAUGUCAAACCCUCUGCACAAAAUUAUGGAGGAAGGAGGAGGAUCUGGUCUGGAAGCCGCUGGGCUAGGCGGCGCAUCUAAACAGGUUGACGACGAUGUCGGUGGUGAUCUUCUGGCCGUGCUGGACGAGAACCCGGCGGCGCUUCCCGGCGAAGGCGAGCAGGACCAGCACGGUGAUCCAAGUGACCAUGACGGCCCUGCUGGCGACAACGAGAAUCAGCGAAGCGAAGAUGAAGCCGGCGGCGAGGACGAGGGAGCUGUUUAAAUUCGGGGAGUAGGCAGCAGCAGCAGCCGCGACGAUCACGAUGACAGCGGAGACAGCGAAGACGAUGAGCAAGCAGAGCAGCACAGCUGGCGUGGCUGCUGUGGUCCGAGAGGCUGCUGGUGAUGGUUUGGGUAGCGCCGGCGGCGGAGUCAUUGAAACGUCAAUGGCUAAGUGGAGGAUGAUUAAGGACUUGAGACUUGAGAGAGGGGAAGAGGGAAGAGGAAGGUUCAUGGGCAUGGCUGGCUGCUGCUAGGUGGGGAUAAUUGAGGAGAGGAAAUGGAGAGGGAAGCAUGUGCGGCCACAUGGACAAUUUUGAUCGUGUGGGGGCUUGGGGUAGCUGAGCAGAAUCGAUGCAGAAUAAUAAGUUAGGAAUUUAAUUUUUUUUAAAUAAGGUAAUUCUUCGUACCAACUCAUCGAAAUUUUAUAUUGUCAAUUGAAUAAAUUUGAUCUA